Symsagittifera roscoffensis is the source of this 1649-nucleotide messenger RNA. Its product is annotated as acetylcholine receptor subunit beta-like 2. Gene Ontology annotation, biological process: nervous system process; chemical synaptic transmission; signal transduction. The record is from RefSeq and is a predicted model, not a curated record. The transcript has 4 exons. The coding region runs from base 399 to 1649 and encodes 416 amino acids. Gene Ontology annotation, molecular function: excitatory extracellular ligand-gated monoatomic ion channel activity; transmitter-gated monoatomic ion channel activity involved in regulation of postsynaptic membrane potential; transmembrane signaling receptor activity. Gene Ontology annotation, cellular component: neuron projection; plasma membrane; synapse. NCBI's taxonomy places the organism in Eukaryota, Metazoa, Xenacoelomorpha, Acoela, Convolutidae.
ACAACUUACUCUUUAUACUACUGUUGUUCGGAAUAAAUUUUUCCAGUUGUAUUCAGCGGCUAGUAAACAUACCAUGCACAAAAUGUUUUGGCUUCCAAUUCUACCUAGGAAAAUCAAUCUAUCGCAGCUAGUGAAGAAACAAAUUUCGAGGACUGAUAUAUUGCACCCGCUUCAUUGCCUAAUUUAUAACUGGCUGUCAUUUUGGGUCUAAAUUCUGCCCUCAAUUCAACUUUUAGAGUAGAAACUUUCUAAUUAGAGUGAAAACUUCUAUUUGAGUCGGAAGUUCUAUUUGCUGUAUACUUAAAAUUCAUUAGUGUUUUUCUUUAGAGCUAGCAAUUUCAAAUAUGUCUAUUUUUUAUUGAAUAUUUUGAAGAUAAGAGCGCAAAUAUAUUUAAAAUAUGAAACCUUCUUUCGAUUUUUGUAUUUGUUCAUUGUUAUUGAUUGCGCUCUUCAGUAGUUUCGUCGAAUGCAAAGUUCGCAAGCGGGGCAAGCAAAACUCAGUAUCCAGGAAUCGCACAAGCAACGGAGACAAUGAAAGGAGAACCAGGAGGAGUGAGAGCGACGCCUCCCGGUCUACAACUCCUUCGCCUCAAAUUCGCGCACAAAGACUCGUACAAGAGCUACUGGGCAACUACACGAAGGUCGUCCGACCAAGGCUAAACCAGAGCCAGACAGUGAAUAUCUACUUCGACAUUCGAAUAAAGCAGUUGGUCAACGUCGAUGUCAAGUCAUCACAGGUGCAGUUUUCGAUCUGUCUGUGGCAGCAGUGGGUCGAUGAUGGACUCCAGUGGGACUACGACAAAUACGGGGGCAGAUACACCAUGCUGAACCCAAAUGACAUCUGGAUCCCUGACGUCAUGUUCAUCAACUCAGUGGACAACUUCGAACACCUCAAGGAGAUCACUGCACUGCCAGUCAGAGUGAAUUGGAUGGGGAAAGUGUUGUGGCAGAUCCCAUUGCUGAAGACUACUCGUUGCAAUAUGGAUGUUCGCUACUUUCCCUACGACAUCCAGACAUGCUACCUGGAUCUUAGCUCCUGGCGCAUGCUCGGAAGCGAAAUCAACCUUGAGUUCAUGGAGGAUUAUUCUGGAGAAGCAGCAGAAGAGGUUGCUAAGUUCCGUCAUCCGGAGUGGAAUUUAAUCUACGUGGACAAAAUCCGAGAGGUGCAGGGGUGGGAAGGGUACGAAGUGCCCAUUCUCAAGUUCAAGUACGCCUUCCACCGACAGUCCAAAUACUUCGAGUACACCAUGGUGUACCCCACUGUUCUUAUAUGCCUCAUGGCGUUCAUUUCGUUCAACUUACCCAACGACUGUGGCGAAAAAAUCGGGUUCUCAAUUACCAUUUUACUGGCACUGGUUCUCAAUUUAUGCCUGAUUGGAGGCUACAUUCCCCAUGCUAGUGUCAACUUCCCCAUUAUGGCCGAGUUCUUCUUCGGAGGAAUCUGUGCUGUGAGCGCAUCUGUUGUUCAGAGCGUCAUGAUUCUCCUCAUGUACCACUCGUCCGAGAAGCCGAAAGAACCCUCCAAAGUAAAAAUAAAAUUGAAACUCACAGUUCUCACAAGCAUCAAUAAGUUGAGCACUGUCUCGCAUAACAGCAUAGAAAAACAUAUGAAAGACAGACUCUAUUCGAUGAGUAAGGAAGAGGGGUGA